GAACAGGACUUUUAUUUUGAUCUGGUGGCGUGACGUCAUAAGGCUGCGUCGCGCUCCUGCGUCUGAGUUUCAGCUGAAGAGAGGACGAAGUGUUCAAACACACAGGAAAACACCUCUUGGAUUAACUGAGAUCCACAUGACACUAUUAUAAAGAUGGUGUUUAUUAAAGAGGAAAAUGAAGACGUGAAGAUUGAGGAAACAUUGAGAGUCAAACAUGAAGAUGCUGAGGAACAAACAAAGACGGCAUUUAUUAAAGAGGAGAGUGAAGACAUGAAGAUUCAAGAAAUAUUCAGAGUCAAACAUGAAGAUGCUGAGGAACAAACAAAGACGGCAUUUAUUAAAGAGGAGAGUGGAAACAUAAGGAUUGAAGAAACGUUCAGUGUCAAAAAUGAAGAACAAACAGACCUGAUGGCACUGAAAGAGGAGAGUGAAGUACUGAAUGAAAUGGAAGAGAAAGAUCAUGAUUUCAUAAAUGGAGAAAAAUCUUUUAGUUUUUCACAUAUUGAAAAGACUUCCUCAAGAAAAAAGGUUCAAAAGACAGGAAAAGACAUUUCACCUGCCAACAGUGUGGAAAGAGUUUCAAUCGAACAGAAAGUUUUAAAAGACACAUGAGAGUUCACACUGGAGAGAAGCCUUAUGCCUGCCAACAGUGUGGAAGGAGUUUCACUCUAAAAGGAAGCCUUAACAGACACAUGAGAAUUCACUAUGAAGAGCAGCCUUACACCUGUUCUCGGUGUGGAAAGAGUUUUGAUCAACAUGAAAAUCUUGAAGCCCAUAUGAAAACUCAUAGAAAGAAACUCUACACAUGCCCUCAGUGUGGAAAGAGUUUCCGUAAAAAUCGCUUUGAAGUCCAUAUGAGAACUCAUAGAAAUAAACUCUACACAUGCCCUCAGUGUGGAAAGAAGUUCAGUCAUAAAGGACGCUUUGAAGACCACAUAAGAAUUCACACUGGAGAGAAGCCUUUCACCUGCCAACAAUGUGGAAGAAGUUUCAACCAAAAAGGAAACCUUGACAGGCACAUGAGUGUUCACACUGGAGAAAAGCCUUACACCUGCCAACAGUGUGGAAGAAGUUUCAACCGGAAAGAAAACCUUAACUCCCACAUAACCGUUCACACUGGAAAGAGUCUUUUCACCUGCCAAACAUGUGGAAUAAGUUUUACUCAAAAAGAAAGCUUUAACAGACACAUGAUAAUUCACACUGGAGAGCAGCUUUACACAUGUGAUCAGUGUGGAAAGAGUUUUGGUCAACAUGAAAACCUUAAAGUCCACAUGAGAACUCAUAGAGAAAAACCCUACACAUGUUCUGAGUGUGGAAAGAGUUUCUGUCAAAAACAACACUUUGAACACCACAUGAGAAUUCACUCUGGAGAGCAACCCUACACAUGCCCUCAGUGCGGAAAGAGUUUCAAUUAUAAACAACACUUUGAAGACCACAAAAGAAUUCACACUGGAGAGAAGCCUUUCACCUGCCAACAAUGUGGAAGAAGUUUCAACCAAAAAGGAAGCCUUAACAGGCACAUAAACCGGCACACUGGAGAGAAGCCGUUUAUAUGCGGUCACUGCGGAAAGAGUUUCAAAAAUAAAGCAGCAUUUAAACAUCACAUGAGUCUGCACAUAUGAGAGAACUGUAUUUUUAUGUUAUCAGUGUGGCAUGAGUCGUGUAAUAACACCAGAGAGAAGCCUUUGCUGUGCCAUCACUGUGGAAAGACUUGCAGAAACAAGACAAUCUUGAGGUUCACAGAAGCACCACUGAUGUAGUUCAAAAUAGCUGAGCAGUGGAUUUGGGUUUGUCUUCACCUGGGUAUUGGUUGAUCGAAUCACAAAUAGACUGUUCCUGUUUCACUGUCUCUUUUGACCACUUCUGUCCCCGUUUUAUCAAGGGGAGGGUAAAUGCUUUGGAUUUUUCUUUUAUAAUAUAAAUGUAAGUCUAGAGCAAACUACCAAAGAGGGAAAAAAUAUAUAAAGACUUGCUAAGCAGUGCUGGUGAUUAGUGAAAAUAAAUCAAUAAAUUGAAAAGGGGAGGAAUCAAAAAUUGUACUGUGAUUUAAAGUGGGGUACGGUGUAAAAAAGUGUAUUAACAAAUGAGAUCAAAUGUGCAAAAGUACUUCAAGAUGGAGCAUUAAUGGUAAUAUGUAAUAGUGAAGAGUAGAGGAAUAAAGUGAUAGAAU
Messenger RNA from Onychostoma macrolepis, 2170 nucleotides. Its product is annotated as gastrula zinc finger protein XlCGF8.2DB-like. The transcript has 3 exons. Gene Ontology annotation, biological process: regulation of DNA-templated transcription. The record is from RefSeq and is a predicted model, not a curated record. Gene Ontology annotation, molecular function: RNA polymerase II cis-regulatory region sequence-specific DNA binding; DNA-binding transcription factor activity, RNA polymerase II-specific. The coding region runs from base 609 to 1622 and encodes 337 amino acids. Lineage: Eukaryota; Metazoa; Chordata; Actinopteri; Cypriniformes; Cyprinidae.